This is a messenger RNA of Rotaria socialis, 510 nucleotides long. NCBI's taxonomy places the organism in Eukaryota, Metazoa, Rotifera, Eurotatoria, Philodinida, Philodinidae. The record is from the annotation of a GenBank genome assembly.
AUGUUUGGCAAAAAAACCACUAGUACAGCCCGUUAUGGAGGAAGCAGCAGCACAUCCCGAUUUGAUCGUACAACACAAUCAUCAAGUUCGUCAUCCAAAGAUGCUUGUGGAAUUGUAAAUCCAUGCAAGAAUGGUGGUACAUGUAAAACAUUAUCAAGUGGACGAUUCUAUUGCUUUUGCACACAAGAUUAUUAUGGAAAGAAUUGUGAAAACAAAUUUAUAACAUCUGGCACAGCAAAUAAUGAUCGAGGUCGCACCGAUCAUUGUGUUAAAUCACCUUGUCUUAAUGGAGGUGAAUGUGUUGGAUUGCGUACAACAUAUUAUUGUCGUUGUAAAUCACCUUUCUAUGGAACAAAUUGUGAUAAACGUAUUGGAAAACGUGAAGAAGUCAUGGAUGAAUUGAAUACACCAGAUCAGGAAUUACAAGAAUAUAAACGUGAUUUAGAAGAAGACACAGAAGAUUUACGACGAGCUAUUGCUAAUGAAAAUAUUCUAAACAAUAUGGAAUAG